UACUACAAGCUUCUGCGAUUCUCAUCCAUGGCUUCCAUGAAUGUAGAGAGUCCAAUCAACGGUACUGAUUAUCCCAACGGCCAUAACCGGCCAUCUCCAACGACCACAACCGAUGGGAGGAGCAAAGCCAUCAAAUGGUCACUCCUCCUACUCAAUAUCUUCUUCACGGCCGUCGGCACGAUCGGUGGUCCACUCCUCCUUAGGCUUUACUUCAUCCAUGGAGGUGGUCGUCGAUGGCUCUCCAGCUGCUUGCAGAAUGCCGGCUUCCCUAUCUUGUUCAUCCCUCUACUGAUCCUGUACGCACGUGCCCGUGCCCAAGGAGUCCCACCUUCCAAGUUCUUCAUCGAGCCCAAGCUCUUCUUCGCAAGCGCUGUUAUCGGCGUCCUGCUAGGAUUUGAUAACUUCAUGUAUGCGCUUGGGUUAUCUUACAUUCCAGUAUCCACUUCUGCUCUCUUAUUCGCCACUCAAUUAGCUUUUACGGCGAUCUUCGCAUUGCUCAUCGUCAAGCACAAGUUCACGCCUUACUCUAUCAAUUCAGUGAUUUUGAUGACUCUUGGGUCGAUCAUGUUGGGCCUCCACACGAAUGGAGACCGACCUGCUGGAACCUCUAAGGCGAAAUAUCUACUGGGUUUCUUCUGUACACUUGGGAGUGCGGCACUUGCAGGGUUUAUCUGGCCGAGCAUUGAGUACUGUUAUUCUAAGGCGAGUCGCCGUGUCAAUUUCACUACUGUGUUGCAAUUUCAGCUAGGCGUGGCAGUUUUUGCAACGAUCUUCAGUAUCACAGGGAUGCUGGUGAACAACGAUUUUAAGGUGAUUCCAAGGGAGGCAAGGGAGUAUAAGCUUGGGAACGGGAUGUAUUAUUUCGUGCUUGUGGCGACCGCAGUUGCAUUCCAGCUAGCAUUUAUAGGAAGCCUGGGCGUGAUCUUCUGCACCACAUCACUCUUCAGCGGCGUUGUUAGUGCCGUCCUUCUCCCGCUUACACAGAUCGCUGCUGUCAUCGCCUACAAAGAGAAGUUCACUGGAGAGAAAGGCAUGGCCCUAGCACUCUCUCUCUGGGGUUUCGUCUCUUACUUCUACGGAGAGUACAGGUCCACUAAGAAUAACGAUGUCAAGCGCCUCGCCCAGGCUCAAACUCAGGCCCAGGACCAGGCCCAAGCCCAUCCAAGCCCAGUUUGAAUUACAAUACUUUGGUAGAGCAUGGUGUAUUAUACUCAUCUACACAUCACUGUACACGUGGCAUAUACGUUACCAGAUCAUGAUCUUUCAAAUUGUGGGUCCCACUAUGGAUUGGGAAUGGCUGCCGAAAAUCACACUAUUUAAUCGUCUAUGAUGAUCAUGACUCUUUGAUUGAGUACCGUCAGAUGGGAUGUAGGAAUGAAAAAUGUUUAACAGUCCAAGCACAUUCAACAUCCAUGGUGGGUCCUAAGAGUUGGACGGUCUGGAUUGAUGUACGUGUAUGCCAUGUGCACGGGGGAUGUGUGUAUGAGCAUGCUGCACCUCACUCUCCCUAACCAUCAUGUUAAUUCCUCCCAUGUUCAUAAUAGUGGUGAGUCAUCCACCGUACACCUCAAUAUGCUUUUAAGGCAAUCCAAACCGUUCAAAGUGAGCCCCAUUGUCGAUCAUGAUGCGAAAUUGAAAUGUAUUGGCCAAUAAUAGCCAUCCGAUUUUCCAUUCAGUUCGGGCAACUGGCCGUUCUCUUUUAACCGUCCAUUUGAAAGCCACCAAUCAGACGGUAAGGAUUGUUCGAUUAAGUGCAAUAAUGCACAAGCACACCGCAUUGUACGGUGGAUGACUCAGCGCUGCAUGGUAAAGGAACUAUCAUUGUAGUCUUUAAAAGAAGAGAUAUAUUGUUAGAUGUGGCGUAUGAGCUUUGUGUGGCUCACUUUGUCUUUGAAUCAAUAGAUAGGUAAGAUUGAUUUACACGAUGGGAAUAUAUCCAAUAAAACUACUCUCUCUGUAUACAAUAAUAGCAUUGAAAUAAAAAGGCUUGAGUUUCUGUUUGGCAAA
Messenger RNA from Magnolia sinica, 2007 nucleotides. RefSeq names its product purine permease 3-like. Gene Ontology annotation, molecular function: purine nucleoside transmembrane transporter activity. The record is from RefSeq and is a predicted model, not a curated record. Bases 28 to 1176 code for a protein of 382 amino acids. Gene Ontology annotation, cellular component: membrane. The transcript is spliced from 2 exons. NCBI's taxonomy places the organism in Eukaryota, Viridiplantae, Streptophyta, Magnoliopsida, Magnoliales, Magnoliaceae.